Molecule: messenger RNA, 1395 nt
Organism: Sarcophilus harrisii (Tasmanian devil)
Lineage: Eukaryota; Metazoa; Chordata; Mammalia; Dasyuromorphia; Dasyuridae
Gene: RGS2
Product: regulator of G protein signaling 2
Exons: 5
Coding region: 71-712 (213 amino acids)
Source: RefSeq, a predicted model, not a curated record
UAAAGCCGCAGCAGCGCCGGGAGGAGCCCGAAGAGGCGAGUGUCUCCAAGCCAGCCCGUGGAUCUGUAUCAUGCAAAGUGUUAUGUUCUUGACUUUCCAACCCAACUGCGGCUCGGGCUCCAUGGAGAAAACUGCCAGCGGCUACCCAAUGGGCGAGGAGAAGAGAGAAAAGAUGAAGCGGACCAUCAUAAAAGACUGGAAGACCCGUUUAAGUUACUUCCUACAAAACUCAUCUACACCUGGGAAGCCAAAAGUCAACAAAAAAGGCAAACAACAAGCUUUUAUUAAACCUUCUCCUGAAGAAGCACAGCUGUGGUCAGAAACUUUCGAUGAGCUCCUGGCCAAUAAAUAUGGUCUUGCUGCAUUUAGGGCUUUUUUGAAAUCUGAGUUUUGUGAAGAAAACAUAGAAUUCUGGCUGGCCUGUGAAGACUUCAAAAAAACCAAGUCUCCACAGAAAUUGACCUCAAAGGCCCGGAAAAUUUAUACUGACUUCAUAGAAAAGGAGGCUCCAAAAGAGAUAAAUAUAGACUUUCAAACUAAAAUCAUGAUUGCUCAGAAUAUCGAGGAGGCUACAACUGGUUGCUUCACCACAGCCCAGAAAAGAGUCUACAGUUUGAUGGAAAACAAUUCCUACCCCAGAUUUUUGGAGUCUGAAUUUUAUCAGGACUUAUGUAAAAAUCCACAGAUUACUAGAGCACCUCAGGCUACAUGAAUGAGCAUGGGAAAUGAAGUAGAUCAACAGAACAUUUGACUUUUUCUGGCUAAGGAGGAAGGCCUGUGGCCUAUGAAACCUAAUAAAAACUGAUGGUCUAAAAGACAAGCAUCAAAAUGAGUCUGGGUAUUCAGGAAACUUCACCCAGAAAUAUUGACUCUGCAAGUUAAAUUGUAUGAUGAAUAACUAUGACAACAAUGGCAUAGGAGAUGUGUUUCCGACUGUCUUGCAAGUGUUGUGUAUAAAAGACAGUGAAUCCAUUGUCUAAGAGCUAUGUAUUUUUAAUUCACGCUGGAGAAGUCAACGUUCCAGAGCAGUUCUAAGGCUAUUCCUCUGAAAGUUUAUUUUUUUUAAUCAAAUAGACCUGGGGGAGAUCAUAUGUAGUCUUGAUUAAAUGGCUAUAUAUCUUUUCCUAAAUUAAUCCAUGUUACCACUAAGUGUCUGAUUGAAAGGUUUACUAGUGUACAAAGAGGUAUGAAAGUCCAAAUGAAUGAGUCAUUUGUGUUACUGUCCCUCAUUAUGGGGGAAAAGUGGUCCAUGUACAUGUUGUCAUGUGUUAUAGGUUAAGGUUGUGUAGAACACUACCAUGUUCAUGAAUGCUAAAAAACGUCUUGAAGGCAGCUAAAACUUCAAUGAAGUGGUCUUUGAAUACUUGUUUUUAAUAAAUUUAUUUUGAUAUUUAU